UUUUUGGUGGGGGGGGUCGCGAACGCGCAAAUAGGUGUUGGUUUACGUGCGCGCUCCCGCCGGCGAUGACGUCAGCUGCCGGAGCCCGUCUCAAACGUUGUGACGUGUGUUGUGGAAAUGGCCGAGGAGGGACAAACCCACAAGACAAUGUCCAGUUUUUGAACUCCGUCGAACGUCGUCUCUCCGGCGGACACGAAGGACGCUCGCGGAAGGGGGAGGGAGUUCGGAGAAACCGACGGGCGACUCGAACCGCCCCGGACCAGCGCCUUUUCUUCCCCCGGGGAGGGGGGCGCCGAGUGAGGGUUAGCGAGGGAGCCACCAUGGAGGACAUCAACUCGAAUAUUAACGCCGACUUGGAGGUGAGGAAGCUUCAGGACUUGGUCAAGCAGCUCGAGAAGCAGAACGAGCAGCUCCGGGGUCGCUCCGUGAUGAUGUCGGCGCACCACAGACCCCACAGCGCCGGCUACGAGUCUUUAUCGGCGGCGGCGACGUCGUCGGCGGCGCUGCUCUCGGGGGGCGACAUGGCCGGCUUCGCCCAAGGGGUGGGGUUCGGCUACGGCGACCUGUUGGAGAACCGCCGCUGCCGGAGCCCGCGGCUCUCCUACGACGGCGUCAGCUUCAGGAGGCCGUACGAGAGCGAGGGCGCCUCGGCCGCCACCUCCGGCUCCGCCCGGAACUCGCGGUGCUCCGAGGGCGACACGUCUAUCCUGGACCAGGUGGACGUCUUGGACCUGGAGGACUUGGACUGUUUGCACGAGGACGAAGACAGCUGGCUGUACGAGGCCAAGCUGAACAGCCCCCUGCAGAAGGCGCUGAGCCCCGUGGUGUGGUGCCGGCAGGCCUUGGACAACCCGAGUCCGGACAUGGAGAUGGCCAAGCGCUCGCUCAUCCACAGGCUGGACGUCACCAUGUCGGCGAACAAGCGGCGCAGCCUCUACGGGAGCUGCUACAACCAGCAGGCGACCUACGGGAGCCCGUACAGCUCAAACGCCGCCAGCAGCCCCUACAGCAGCGGCUUCAACUCGCCCUCGUCCACGCCCGGCAAGGUGCCCGUCGUCAGGCAGCAGCUGAUGCCCGUCAACGCAGCACACCAGCGCAACGCGGCGGCGGAAAGGAACCCGCCGGCCAUCAGCCCCCAGUCGUCGGUGGACAGCGAGCUGAGCACUUCGGAGAUGGACGAAGACUCGGUGGGCUCGUCCACCACCUACAAGCUCAACAACGUCAACGACGUUCAGAUCCUGGCGCGUAUGCAGGAAGAGAGUCUGAGGCAGGACUACGCCGCCUCGGCCUCCCGACGCAGUUCGGGCUCGUCCUGCCACUCGCUGCGCCGCAGCACCUUCAGCGACCAGGAACUGGACGCGCACAGCCUGGAGGACGAGGAGGAGGCGGUGCACCCGGCCUUCCACCUGUCCGCCAACCGCUUCAGCCCCUCCCCCCGCCACUCGCCGCGAGCCUCCCCGCGGAACUCGCCGCGCUCGCGCUCCCCGGCCCGCUCCGUGGACUACGGCCACGGCCGCGGGUCGCCUCAGCCCGCCGUCAGCCGCCUGCAGCAGCCGCGUCACUCGCUCCAGGGCCACGACACGCAGGCCAGUGCGGUCAAGAACGAAGAAAAGCUGCGUCGUAGUCUUCCCAACCUGACGCGCUCCAACGCGGCGCCGGCGCCGGCCCAAGGCCCGGAGCCCGUCAAGAACAGCCGGAGCUGCGAGUCCAACCUGCAGCUGCCGAACGGCGGCUCUCCGAGGCACCAGAGCCAAUCAGCUCCAGCACCUCAGCUCCCGAGACACUCGACCCCCAAAACCAAACAGCACCUCCAAAGCCCGACUGCCCGGCGAGUCCCGCUCUCCUGUUGCUUCGGCGACGAAGGUGACUUCAUCCCGCCGUCCAGCAAGCUGCGGGCGCCGGCCGCGCCCUCGCCGCUGGCCUUGAGGCAGCCCGUCAAGACGACCGCCAUCCCCGCCGCCGCCGCCACGCCAGGCCGCUCCCUGAUUCCGCCUCGCAGCGGCCUGCCUCGCCCCAGCGCUGCGGCGGGUAGCGGCGGCAUCCCUCUUCCCCGCAGCAAGUUAGCACAACCUGUGCGCAGAAGUCUGCAGGCUCCUCGCGUCUACAGCGGCACCAGAGACAGCUUGAGGGAAAGCUACUAGCUGCUUGCCCACCAGAGGGCGCCCUAGCCAAACUGUCAGAAGUCAGACCGCAUGGCACUUUAUCUACCUUCAUGACUCUUACGUCACGAUGUCCCAGGAAUAUUAAUGAAAAACAAAAAAACUAUCCAGAAUUCAGAAAAGGAAGACUUCUUCCAGAGAGGCCCGCGAGAACGCCAAAGAACAAAGUCAGCCUUCUCCGCCAUGGAUGCCACCCCAGAGGGCUCAUUUUCAAUUUUUCCUCCUCCUUUGCGCCUUCGUACGCGUCGGCGGGGAACCUCAGAGACGACGACGGCGACGCGAUCGCUGCCGUCACUUCGGCGGGAGACGUCGAUGACGACGCCGCGCCAGACUCUCAAAAAAAAAAGGCGAAAUCGCCUUGCCCGUGUGUCCCGCUCGUCGAAAACGACGCGCGACCAAACAAAAAAAAAAAAGAAAAAGCACCCCUGACAGAAUGCACAAUUUUAAUUUAUUACUUUAAUUAUUUGUGAGGAGCCUCGCUUGUUUUGACACUUAAAAAGUGCGUAUGUAGUGAUUGAGGGAGUUAUCUCGACGCGGCGAUGCGGACGGGUUGUCGUCGACAAGUUCUGGCCCAAAGCACUGGAGUACAUAAUUUGCUACGUCCAAGGAAUCUGGGAGUUAUGAAAACUACAAGCAGAAAAAUGUCCAAAAUAAUCACCACUGAACAGAGCUAAAACGUGCACACGCGAUGGAGACUGUUGGAUGGUCUUCCUCCAACCAGGGUGAAACGUAGCCCCUCCCAAAUAUGGAAAGAUCAUAAAGCAGUCAACUUCUAUACCAAUUACUACUUUCCUCGGGGCACUUUACGGCGUGACAGAACAGCACAAAUAUGCGCCGCGAACGUGGCCCGACGACAACUGAGGAUCCUUUCAGAUGCCACAGGUCCAUAUCAGUAUUGAAUUAUUAUUAUUAUUUUUUUAAACAUUUUUUUCAUGCACAUUUCAACCUCAAUUUCCAUCGCUAAUGCUCCAAAGCAUUUUUUUAAAUGUUUCCAAAGGCUCAACUUGAGUUUUUUUUCUUUUUUCUUAAUGUAAAACAUGAAGUGCUUUGAUUCUUCCGGUUACAGUUCAGGUCUGGAAAAAAAACGUCAGGCUGAUCCGACAAUACGUUGACUAUUGAGCUCGUGCACCUACGUUACCGAAAUCACGUCACCGGCCGGCAGUGUCGGUCUAACAAAGCAUUCUUCAAUGCUAAGUCGGUUGGAGACGACGCGAAAAUACAUCUUACAGCACGACGUCCAGAGUUUUUUCUGACACUGUUAAACAUUUAGAAGGUGAUAAUAAACGAAGGUACGUGGAAAAAUGAGAGCCACUCGGCAAAGAGGACCCAUACUUAAUCCCAAAGUCGAUGUUUUCGCUGAUAAGAAAUUGGAUUGUUAACUUGCUUCCGCUUGUCUUGGAUCUACACAUGUAUCUGGUGAGUAAGUCGUCGAGAUUUACACGGAAGAGUAUAAAAGCGUACAAAAGUCUGGACGCAUGCAAAUAGUUGGCUGCUGGAUCUGUUCUCAAUCAAGAAUAAAUCCCACAAAGUGAUGGAGCCACUGGGAUUUUUUCAAUACAAAUACCAAUAUUUAAAUAAAUGACUCCUGGUUUUACACAAACUCGCAUUCUUUAACUAUGAUUGGGAAAAGAGUCAGCUCUUCCGUACACGUUAAACUUUGGUGAACUUCUCCGUGACAGAUGUUUAUUUUUUUUAAAUAUGCAUUGUUCUAAAAUGAGUCAAUUGCGUAUUUAAAAAAAGAAAAUAGAUUGCUGGGAUAGGCUUCAGCCCCCGUACACGAAAGCGCAUUGCGACCACACAUUAACUUCAGUAAAUCUCUGUGUGACCAACGGUUUAUUUUCUUUUUUUAAAUACACAUUGGACUCAUUUCAGAACAAUGCAUAUUAAAAAAAAAAAAAAAAAAGUCUGUUUGGGAGAGGUUUACUGAAGUUUAACAUGUGGCCCCAACACGCUUCCGUGUACGUUGGAGACGACUCCCUGUUGUUGUUUUUUUUUUUUUGGGCGUUAUAAAUACUUUUUAGUAAUUUGAGAUUUGGAAGAAUAAUUCCUACCUGAAGUGAAGUGAUCGCUACACAGUCGUGUGUAUUUGGUUGGCCACCAUCCAUUGCGUUUAAUUGCCGAAAUCCAUCGAUCUUUUCAGCUGGUAUUCCAUAGAAUUACCUCUUUGAAUAUCUGUCUCGUCUGUUAAAAAAAAAACAAAAAAAAAUCAAACAGCAUAACAAGUCUCGGGCAUUGUGAAUAUUCUGCUCCGGUUCAACGUCCCCCACGCUGUCUUUUUGACCGGCAAUAUUUCGCCGUGAAAAUGGUGACGUCACGUGCACGAGCUCUUACGGGAAGACCUCUGACCCUGACUUCGCUUCCUUUUUACCGUUGACAGCCGUGAUUGUUAUGAUGACGCCGAAUUAGCGGGCAAGAUGGCCAAACUCGGCCAAUUUGCCCCCCCCCCCCCCAAAAAAAAAGUUAGCUUGUGCCAACUUUAGACUUUAUAACAUUUCAGCCAAUUAAAAUAAAAGGGGGACAUAUUAUCAUAUUAUGACUGGCGUGCCUACCCACACAUUAAGUAAUGAAGUGCUGCCUCCACAAGUGAAAAUGCAAUCCAUACUUUGUCUUUUGGAGGGAGGGGGCUUAGUUAUAGCCGUGAAGAGACAAAACAGGUGUGCUGUAACUGUUGAUCCUUAAGAUUAUUUUCACACAGAUGUUUUAAUAUUAAUAAAGAAGAAAAGCACAUUAAUGAAAAUAUAUGCAUAAUAUGUCCCCUUUAAUCAUAAUGUCAUCCGUGCAUUGAAAAAAAAGGUGUGUGGGGGGGGGAUUAUUGGAAUGAUUCAAUUUGUGUGCUAGUGUUGGUAGUCGUCGGUGUGGUGGCUCAUUUAUGAAUUAGUGCCUCUGAUUUGAAAGUGUCUGUAUUAUUGUUUUAUUUUUGGUGCCAAUCUAUGGUUUUGCAAAGGCUUUAUUCAUUUGCCUGCCUGCCUCCCUAUUUUUGUAAUGGAAAUGAAUUACAUUUAUGAUUAUAAUUGCUUUGAGGAAGAAAAAAAAGUUUGACUUUGCGCCUUCAUAUUUAUAGCUAAUGUGUAAAUUAAGAAUUAUUUAUUCAAAGGAGAAAAAAGGUGCCUCGAACAGAAAAAUGAGAAACUGGACAGAAUGUCCAAAUGAAAAAAAAAAAAAAAAAAAAAAAACAACCAACAACAGCAACCACACCUUUUGUGUGACACUUUUUGUUUUUGUUAUUUGAUAUUUUUUAAAAGCCACAAACAUGUUUUUUUCCCUGUGUAAAAUCACAUUUCAAAUAAAAACUCAAAAAUCGAUUUUUUUUUUUUUUUUGCAUUGUUCUUUCUCCACAUUUCAAAUAUUACAGAACAGUUUUCAAACUACAACCAAAAACUGCUUGGCUCUUUUGGACAUUGCCAUUACUUUUUUUUAACCUCUAUUUUUUCAAGUUUUUAAAAAGUCCAUUAUGGUGCAAUAAUAUAUAUUCAAACAUUCAGUGCCAUUGACGGCUCUCAAAGUCAAAUAUCAACGUUAACUGCGAAGGUUGGCAGUAUUUUGUCUGUCUCGACAAAGUACACAGUUUGUCCUUUGAGUGACUUUGAACCACCGAGUAAGCGUACGAAUAGUAAUCAAGAUGGAAUUUCUUUCUAGGAACGCACGAGGGAAGCUGCUUUUCUGAUCAGCAUUGAACUUGUGUUUUCGUUCACAACCCGAGAUACAUUUUCAGAAAACAUCAACUGCAAUAUUGGGUUUGAUGAACUCAUCAUCAUCAUCAUCAUCAUCCAUUCGGUUUUGGAAAACACACCAUAGAUACCGUAAUUCCCGGCCUACAGAGCGCACCUGGUUAUAAGCCUCACCCGGUACAUUUGUAAAGGAAAUACCAUUUGGUACAUACAUACGACGCAUGUGUGCAUAAGCCGCAAGUGCCCGCAUUGAAACCCACAUCAAAACACGAGAAAGGUACGUAGAGAGUUUAACGCUAGCGCCUCGCUAACAGGACCGGUUAAAAAAAACAUACCGACACAUGGCAGUACAACACUAGCGCAGCGCUAACAGGACUGGACCGGGAAAAGUCUGAUGAACCUUGUGCACGUUUUAAAAGCAAAGAGGAUUUCGUACUUGAUGAAGCUUUUAGUAUUUGCAAACAAAGACAAUUUUGUAUUUGUAAAGAUAAAAGGCAACAGUCCCAUGAUUUUUUUUGUGUGCGCUAACGUACGACAAUUUACUCUUCAAUGAAGCUCACGUAAAUUUUUUUUCCGUCUUUGACAACCUUAAAUCCGUUUUUCCACAAACAUAAAAGACAAUUGAGGGAAAAAUUUGGCCUUCCAUGGACAUUCCAAACAAUUUCAUAAACACCAUCAAAUCUGUUUUUUUUCUUUUUUUUUUUUAAAUCGUGAAAAUCGAGGGAGGAGAUUUUUGUCUUUAGCAAAGCGUACAUACUUAUUUUUAAAUAUCGAGGACAAUUUAGUUUUUCACGAACGAAUAUUGUAUACGUACUUUUAUAAACAUCUGAGAAUCUCAUUUUUCAUGAACCUUGCGUACACGUUUUCUUAAAUAAAGACAUUUAGGAAAGAUGAGACGACUUAAACUGGUGCAGAUGUUGCUUAUGAACGUUGACAACAAUUUCGGGAAGACUCUUUGAUGGCUGUUACGCGCAUCUUUUCUUCAACAUCAAAACAAUUUGAUAUUUGCAGUCUUUGAUAUACAUUGAAUACUUUUUCAUAGACCUCAAAGACAAUUUUGUCUACUUUGGACCCUGCAUAUUUUUUUGCUGUAAUAAUUAAUAAAUUACAAAUUGCUGCACCAGUUUAGGAGAGCCAAUCAAGUCUCGGGUGGAUCUUUCGAGCCAGGUUUUUCCUCAACAUCAAACACGACGGAGUCCAAAACGCUAAAGCCCGUUGACGGCGUUUGGGAGGGACGCGAGUGUUGUUAUUAAAAAAGCUGCGACGACGAGCGCACGUCCCCAGCCGGCGUCGUUUCCAGAUUGGCAUCGGAUCAAAAUGGUCUCAUUCAUCAGUCGUGAUUUGGAUGCGCUGGCGCUCGCUCGCUCGCUCGUAUUGCGGCGGUGACAUCAUCAACCGAUCGGAAGUCGUUGCGGUCGACUGUUCCCAGCACCGAGUAGAAGGUGAUUAUGGAAAGCUGCUUCAGCAUCUAUCUGCUCAAGGUCCAUGCUACUAGUGCACUUUGUCCUCACUAGUAAGACAACACAGAACACAUGUAACAUUUUUUCCCAUUACCGUCUUAUAUUUCUACAGACUCGUAGGACAACUUUGGCAUUUUGCUUCUGCUAAUACACUCCAGGAGGCUACUCGUGUGGGUGACGUGUACUAGUUGGGGCUAGUUGUACUAUUAUUUCAGCAAAGUAGUUCACUUGUAAUGUUUGAUUGCAUACUUGUAGGCCACAAGUUGUACUAGUGUUUUUAAGCUAGUCACAUACUUUAUGCCAGUGCACUAGUUGACAGCUGUAUGCUUAGUACUAGUGAGUCACUGAUAGUGUAGUGGUACACACCCCUGCCUUUGGUGCUGGAAGCGUGGGAUGGAAUCCCGCUCAGUGAUGGUGUCGAUAUCUGACCUGGGACUGACUGGCGACCAGUUCAGGGUGUAGUCUGCCUUUCGCCCAAAGCUAGCUAGGAUAGGCUCCAGCUUUCCAGCAACCCUUGUCUGGAUAAGCGGCUUGGAUAAUGAGAUGAGUGGUACUAGUAGUAAACAGUUGUCAACUAGUGCACUGUUUAGCGAUGCACCAAGUGACUUGUAGUUCUACUAGUGUGUAGAAAUGUAAGACAGUAAUGGGGAAAAAAAAGGUUACAAGUCACUCAUAAUACUAGUGCACUGAAGUGACAGAUUGUACUAGAACAUGAACCUUAGGCUGCAUAACAAGAUGUGGGAUAAAUCCUCAAAAUAUUUUCCAUACUAGUAGCGCAUAAAUGCCAACAAGAUGACGGUUUUGCUUGACGGGUAACCUGCGGUUGUCUACUAGUACACCAAAGCUGUCCAACAAGUGAGGGCAAAGAGCGUACUAGUAGUAGCCUACGUGGACUUUAAGAUGUGUAUGGAGGAAAUGGGACGGGGGCACAAGCAAGCAUCAUUCUCGCA
Messenger RNA from Syngnathoides biaculeatus (alligator pipefish), 8237 nucleotides. RefSeq names its product SLAIN motif family, member 2 (gene slain2). The record is from RefSeq and is a predicted model, not a curated record. Bases 66 to 2141 code for a protein of 691 amino acids. Lineage: Eukaryota; Metazoa; Chordata; Actinopteri; Syngnathiformes; Syngnathidae. Gene Ontology annotation, biological process: microtubule nucleation; cytoplasmic microtubule organization; positive regulation of microtubule polymerization. Gene Ontology annotation, cellular component: microtubule plus-end. The transcript has 10 exons.